AUGAAGAGUCAGAGUCGGAGCUCGACAAUUCGAUUAAUGCAGCGGGGACGGAGUUUCUCGGGUCGGGAUUGCGCCGGAACAUGGGGUCGGGAUCUAAUAGCUCUCCCUUUCAUUGGAUAUAUUUUCCUUUUCCUUUCAGCCAUCACCUCCCCAAACCUCGACUUUGACUAUUGGGGUUUCAGCAAAUCGCGUGGCGUCUAUUAUGGCAACAAUUUUGAUGAGUUCUCGAAGUUCGUGAAAAAGACCAUUCGCAGGUACGAGAAAAGAAAAAUAAAGAUCCAGAGUUUCAGGCUCCGUACUCCAGAUUUUAUUCCAUGGGGCCAUGGUUUUCUUUUCCCUAAACAAGUAAUCCCAAAAGCACUGAAAAAUACUGAUAACCCAAGCAACUCAAGUGAGGUCAGUCGGAGCCAGAAUAAGGAGGAAGAAAUACCCUCUGAGGUAGUUGUUGAGCGUGAGGCUGAUAAUAGUUCACAGCAGGGGAAAUUGAAGGAGAAGAAAACUGUGGAUGCAAUUGUCAAAGCAAGUGAAUACCCACUGUCGAUAAUAUUAGUCGGAGUUGGGGAUGGGCCUUGGGAUAUGAUGAGGAAAUUUGACAAUAACAUUCCUGCUCGAGCCUUUGACAAUUUCCAGUGUCCCCUCUUGUGUAAGGAGUUUGUGGUAGAUGCAUGGCAAAUCUUCUAUGCUCGUAUAAAAGGCGCAGAUGCUAUUCUAUUAAUUGCGGCCGUUUUACCUGACUUGGACAUCAAGUAUAUGGUUAAGAUUUACAAAUUGCUCGGUUUAACAGCCCUUGUUGAGGUUGUUGGAGAGUCGGGACUUUUCACGCCUGCUGAUAUUGCAUAUGUUCACGAAGCUGGCGUCAAAGCUGACCACCUAGGAAAAGUGGUGUUCUUGGAGUUGCAGUAG
Molecule: messenger RNA, 903 nt
Organism: Striga hermonthica
Lineage: Eukaryota; Viridiplantae; Streptophyta; Magnoliopsida; Lamiales; Orobanchaceae
Source: the annotation of a GenBank genome assembly